AUGGCAACUUAUACGAACGAAGAGUACUACGACAUGUUGAUGGCACUUGGUGAGUGCCAGGGACAGCAUAACGUUGCUGCAAGAAGAUAUGCGGAAUUGUAUCCGUAUCGAGCAAAACAUCCAUCGCCCUUCGUUAUACUUCGAGCAGCGCAACGAUUACACGAGACCGGUAGCGUUUUGCCGAAUAAAAAAGACUGCGGUAGACAUCGCAAUGAAAGAAAUUUGCGAAAUACGGAGACAGUUCUUCGUGUAAUCGAACAAGAGCCUGAAACUAGUAUUCGGGUCAUUGCUCGAGAGCAGAAUCUCUCUUACUCCACAGUACAGAGAAUUCUGAAAGGAGAGAAGUUGCACGCUUAUCAUUACACCUGCGUGCAACAUUUGCGAGAGGAAGACUAUCCUCGGAGGAGAAGAUUUUGUGAAGAUUUUCUGAGGAAAGUAGACGAGGAUCCAGAAUUUCCGUCCCGAGUGAUAUUUAGCGAUGAAUCGCUAUUCACACAAGAAGGAAUCUUUAACUCUCACAACAUGCACGUGUGGAGUGACGAGAAUCCUUAUGUCACUCGAAUGAGAAAUUUCCAAACGCGAUGGAAAUUAAAUGUCUGGGCAGGAAUCAUGGGCACAGAUAUUCUGGGUCCAGUUAUUCUACCAGAUAUCUUAAAUAGCGCAUCGUAUUUGGAAUUUUUAAGAGAAAACAUUCCGGAUUUUUUGGAAGAAGUGCCAUUGGUAGAUAGGAAUAAAAUUAUAUUCCAACAAGACGGUGCUGGACCACACAAUGGCAGAAUAGUAACAAAUUAUUUGAACGAGCAAUUUCCUAGACGGUGGAUGGGCCGAUAUGGCCCGAUAUCUUGGCCUGCAAGAUCUCCGGACCUAAAUCCAUUGGAUUUUUUCUUGUGGGGACACUGUAAAGAAAUUAUUUACAGGAAACUUCCCGAGGAUGUAGAAGAUCUUCAUGACAAGCUCCAUGAAGCCAUUUGGGCUAUCGACAACGAUAUCCUGGAGAAGACCCAAAUAAAUUUAUUGAAACGCAUGAGAGCGUGUGUAAUAAUGGACGGCGGCCACUUCGAACAUCUGUUAUGA
Wasmannia auropunctata (little fire ant) is the source of this 1074-nucleotide messenger RNA. RefSeq lists its product as uncharacterized. Bases 1 to 1074 code for a protein of 357 amino acids. NCBI's taxonomy places the organism in Eukaryota, Metazoa, Arthropoda, Insecta, Hymenoptera, Formicidae. The record is from RefSeq and is a predicted model, not a curated record. The transcript has a single exon. Gene Ontology annotation, molecular function: nucleic acid binding.